Molecule: messenger RNA, 524 nt
Organism: Labeo rohita (rohu)
Lineage: Eukaryota; Metazoa; Chordata; Actinopteri; Cypriniformes; Cyprinidae
Product: trypsin inhibitor ClTI-1
Exons: 4
Coding region: 118-363 (81 amino acids)
Molecular function (GO): protein binding; serine-type endopeptidase inhibitor activity
Source: RefSeq, a predicted model, not a curated record
AUUCGAGUGACGCACUUUGUAAAUUUGUAACCUCUCUGUGGGUGGGAGCAAAAGUGCUUUAAAAGGAGCUAAGCACACCUAGUACACUGAUUGAUUACACAGUCAACACAUCGUUGUAUGCAAACAAUCAUGUUGGCACGUAUUGUUUUGAUACUCUGCUUGGCAGCUUUGGCAAGAUCUGCUGUCCUCCCUGGUGGCUCUAAAGAGCCAAAAUGCUCUGAGUACCACCUGCCCAUAUGUACCCGGGAAUAUAACCCUGUGUGUGGUACUGAUGGAGUCACAUACUCCAACGAAUGCAUGCUGUGUUUGGGAAAUAUGGAAGAAAAGGUCAACACGUUAAUCUUCAAGAUGGGUGAAUGCUAAGAUGGAUCCACUCAUUUAUGUUCUGUAGAUGCGACAUGAAGGCUGGAACCGCAUGCUGCUUUUUUUUAAUGGUUUUUGUCUUAAGAUAUCUUAAGUGUUUUUCCCCUCUUGUGUGUCAUUUUUAAAACAUUCCAAUUCUUUAAUAAAAACUUGCAGAAAUA